AUGGACCCCUACGACAGCGACUCCAGUGUCGACGAAGACUUUACCGAAACCGGUGUGCUACUCGGCUACGCUGCCGAGGAAGUCGUCGAGGACACCAUCAGCCACCUGGGCGGCUGGCCGAAAUGGCUCGAUGACAAGACCCCGCCUCCGGGCGACUAUGCAAACUGCAAAGUCUGCAAUAGCCCGAUGAUCCUACUCCUCGAAUUGCACGGCGACUUGCCCGACCACUUCCCCACCGACGAGCGCCGUCUUUACAUCUUCGGAUGCCCUAGAAAGCCCUGCAACCGCAAACCAGGCAGCGUCCGCGCCUACCGCUCAAUCCGCAAGGUCACUUGGGAGAGCAUCCAGGAACAAUGUAAGCCAGUGAAGGAGGAGAAGAAGGUGGAGCCGAAGCCAAGCGCACCCCCCAAGCCCAGGACAGAUCUGGGCGCGAGUCUAUUCGGCGCUACGUCGUUGACGAGCAGUGUAUCUGCAAGCGCGAACCCAUUCUCCAAUCCCUUCUCGUCGAACCAGGGCUCAGCGGCGUCUGCUGCCAAUCCGUUCGCGACGCCCAAGCCCGCAACGACGACCCCCGUCCCCGCCCCCGCCCCGUCCACGCCCUCAAUCAAUGUCCUGGCCGAAUCAUUCGCUGACAAAGUCCGGCUUUCGUCUCCAGGCCCUACGAAUCCCUCUGCUGCCACCAAACCCAAGCCCGAAUCCCAGGCUCAGACUCCCUGGCCCGCACAGUCUGAGUUCCCCGCUCCUUAUACCAAUUUCUUCCUGGACGCCGAGUACGAGACUAUGUCUCGCCCGUCUACACCUAAGAUACCCGAUAACGUGACUAUGGAGCCUAUGGACGAGGAAGGCCAGAGCAGCGGCACCGCUGAGCUGAAGGAUACCUUUGAGUCGGAGCUCGACAGGGCUUUUAUGAAGUUCUCUAUGCGCCUUGAGCAUAACCCGGAACAAGUGCUGCGCUAUGAAUACCGCGGUACGCCACUGCUUUACAACUACGCAGACCAGGUUGGUAAGCGCUUGCAUACUGAGCACUCUGCUGGCCAUGUGACCACCACAGGUGGUGGGAACUUGCCGCCUUGUGAUUACUGUGGCAGUCCGCGCGUGUUUGAAAUGCAGCUUGCGCCGCAUGCUAUUAGUGUGUUGGAGGAGGGACGCCCGGGCGUUGGCCUUGGUGAGGGCGACGCCGGUAUGGAAUGGGGUACUAUUAUUCUUGGUGUUUGCAGCAAGGAUUGUGGACCCGAGACGAUUGGUCAGGUUGGCUGGCGCGAGGAGUGGGCUGGAGUGCAGUGGGAAGAUUUGAAGUAA
Penicillium atrosanguineum is the source of this 1299-nucleotide messenger RNA. Its product is annotated as small subunit rRNA maturation protein TSR4. Gene Ontology annotation, biological process: maturation of SSU-rRNA. The record is from RefSeq and is a predicted model, not a curated record. The transcript has 2 exons. NCBI's taxonomy places the organism in Eukaryota, Fungi, Ascomycota, Eurotiomycetes, Eurotiales, Aspergillaceae. Bases 1 to 1299 code for a protein of 432 amino acids. Gene Ontology annotation, cellular component: cytoplasm.